CCUUAGUGAGAAGAGAGAACAGAACAAACCUUCUUCCACUCUCAAACAGACCUACGUCUCUUUUUCCUUUUUUUUUUCUUUUUUUUUUCUUUCUCUCAACGAUCCGAUCCUUCUAAAAAUCUUUUCCAAAUCCUUCUGAUUCAUAAUUUCCAACUCAGUUUCUUCAUUAUAGUUCUUGAAUCUCGAGAAAAAAACACGGUUUUUUCUUGAUUUUUUUGCUUAAUUUUUGGUUUCCAUUUGCUCUGUUUGCCGUCGAUCAAGGUACUGCCGUCUGAAAGAAAAAACCCUAGUUUCUAAUUUACGAUGGCUGCUUCUAAUUUACCGGAUGCUGAUUCGGUGACGGCAUCGAUUGCAGAUCAUUCUCCUCGUAAUUCUGGACAGAAUAACAACAGUAGCAGUGGGAGUAGUCCCAAAUCAUCAUCACGUCGUUCUGGUGGACGUACAGUGUCCUCUUCUCCAUGGACACGGAUUGUUCGUGGUGAAAUAGAUGUCGCGGCGGUUGUUUCGUCAUCUGCAUCUCCGACUGCUGUUGUUGAACCGGUUUCGUUUUUCUCUUCUUCGUCGUCUGAAGAGCCAGUGGGUGAGAGUUAUGAUGGUGGGAAUGGGUCGACUGCCAAUGCUGGAAAGAAGCCAGCGUGGAACAAACUCGCUAAUGGAACUGAGGCUGGGCCUGUCAUGGGGGCUGUGUCUUGGCCCGCUUUAUCGGAGUCUGCUAAGGGUACUCCUAAAUCAUCUUCGGAUUCACUUAAAAGUUUAGGGGAUGGAUCUGCUGGCGCGCAGGGGACAGGAACUUCAUCAUCCGCAUCAUCAAACAAAGAAGGUAAUAAUGAUGUUAGUCCUAAUCCUGAUUCAACUCUUACUCAUCCAAUAACUUCGCGCCAGAAAUCAAUGAGGCGUAAUGGUUCGAGUAAUUCAUAUAAUAGUAGCCUCCCUCAACAGUCUGCACCUUCAAGUCCUGUAAUUGAUACGGCUCCUAAUAAUUCUCCAAAGGAUCAGACACAGAGGACCACAUUUGUAUCAUCACAAUCACAUAGUGAUCAUGGUCAUCAACAACCACGCAAUUCAUAUCGGAGUCGUGGUGGUGGUUCACAUCCACGGGGUGACAAUUCCCAUCAUCAUAACUAUGGUUCUAGACGUGAUCACGAUCGUGGAAAUCAAGAUUGGAAUUCAAACCGAAAUUACAAUGCACAACCUCAUAGAGUGGUUCACAGGUUUAUUAGACCUUCUCCACCUCCACCUCCUAAUACUACUGGCUAUAUUUCUUCUCCAACAAUGAGAGCUAUUGGUGGUCCGCUACCCUUCCCUGAUUUUGCUCCUCCAGUGGUGUAUAUUGGUCCGCCUCCUCCAGAGGCUCUUAGAGGUGUACCUUUUGUGGCUCCAAUAUCACCAAAUGCGAUGUUUUUUCAUGGCCCAGACCCUCAGUUGUAUGCUAUGAUAGUGAGUCAGAUAGAAUACUAUUUCAGUGGUGAAAAUUUAAUAAAGGAUACUUUCUUGAGGCAGAACAUGAAUGAAGAAGGAUGGGUUCCAGUUAAAUUAAUUGCAAGCUUCAGCAAGGUUCAACGCCUGACUGAAAAUAUUCAAACCAUAUUGGAUGCAUUGCAAUCAUCUACAGUAGUGGAAGUAAAGGGAGAUACAGUAAGGAGGCGACAUGAUUACGAUAGAUGGAUUAUUCGACCUGGUCAAGUUCCUAAUAUUUCCGGCCCACUAAGCCCAUUAAGCCCCGGAAGUUCCAAGCAGGAUAUGCUGGCAGCUGGUGUUAAAGGUAUUGCACUAGAGAAUAUUAAUCAUAGGGUCUCUGAAGGUGGACAGGGUGACGUUCAUGUUGAUGAGGCAUCCCACGGUGACAAUAAUACCAAGGCGGGUUCAGAGCAUUCAUCUUCUGAGAGGAUUUAGACCAAGUUUGUGCUCUGAACCCCCACGUCCUUCUGGAUGAAAUCUAGAUGUGGGUUGUAGAGAUUAAAUGAGGAGAUGGUAGUGACAUGGUUUGCUCGACGAAUAUUCUCUUCUCUUGAUGCCAAGUAAAUUGGUAAGCUGAAGUUGAAGAGGAGGAGGAACAAUUUUUCUAAACAAAAAAAGAAAAAAAAAAAAAGAAAAGAAAAAACAAAAAGUCUAUAACUUAAACUUAAAAAAUUAUUAAGAAAAAGAAAAAAAAAAAGACUAUAACAGAAGUUCCUUUUAUGGUGGAGGGUAGCAUUUUUGGUUUUGUGGGCUGCUGUUGGCUGGCUGGUAUGCUUUGUUUCUUAAGUUUAUAUUCUUUUUUUGUUGUGAUUUUGGUUUUUGGUGAUGGUGGCAUGUACUUAAUGAUGUGGGGGAAUUUUGAUUUGCUUCCCCAUGGCUGCCCCUAAGCUGGUUUUUUGAUAUCUUUGGGGUCAGAGAACUUCGAGCUCUUCAAUGAGAGAACAAACAAACAACACGGUGAUUGGUAAAAGAAGUUGGGAAAUGUUUUGAGUUUCGUUGUGCAAGGUGAGUAUCUAGAGCUGCAAUUGCUGUUCUAAAUCUUGAAGGUUCUUUCCAUCUUCUUUUAUUAUUAUUGUUUUAUCAGAGACUUUGCCAUGGCGUUUUGCUCUAUAAAUAUCUUUCAACUUUGAAUGAUGAUGAGGCAUUAGGAACUUCUGAAGAUUGGACUCCCCACCUAAUUAUAUGUUCUGAAGUUUUUUGUCCAAUUGAUAUAUUAUUUUGCUUGACAUAUCUUCAUUUUAUUGAUACGUUUUGUUUCGGAACAAACAUUCUUGAGAAUGGGAAUUUGGAAUACCAGUUAACAUUAUUUCUGCAUUUCUCGCAA
Messenger RNA from Cucumis sativus (cucumber), 2782 nucleotides. RefSeq names its product la-related protein 1C. Gene Ontology annotation, molecular function: RNA binding. The coding region runs from base 304 to 1893 and encodes 529 amino acids. The transcript is spliced from 6 exons. The record is from RefSeq and is a predicted model, not a curated record. NCBI's taxonomy places the organism in Eukaryota, Viridiplantae, Streptophyta, Magnoliopsida, Cucurbitales, Cucurbitaceae.